Molecule: messenger RNA, 1005 nt
Organism: Elaeis guineensis (African oil palm)
Lineage: Eukaryota; Viridiplantae; Streptophyta; Magnoliopsida; Arecales; Arecaceae
Source: RefSeq, a predicted model, not a curated record
AAGAAAUAGGAAAGGAAAGAAAGGAAGGUAGAGGAAAAGAAAGAAUAGAAGGAAGAAAGAAAAAAAGAAAAAAAAGAAAGAAAGAACAAGGGGAGAAAGGUGGAGGAUAUCCACCGGGAUGCAUGAUCAGGAGCAUCUUAUUUCAUAGAGAAACCGAGACAUAUUUGUCUUAUGGGAUUUAAAACCUGGGCUGCAUCAACAAUUUAUCUGUUUUAAUCUCUGGCAUAAUACCAUCUUUGUACAAUGCCUUAAAUUAUGAUUAUCUAGCAUAAUUCUAACUUUCAAUUGCAGCAUCGAAUAUUACUUCCUAGAAAAUGGUAAGAUUUUAAAGUUACUAUCCAUAAUUUCUUAAAUUGGCAAGUUUCGAUAAAAAAACAAUGACAAUGAGCAUGGUGAUUAGCCUUUUUUUUUUCUUUUUUUCUUUUUAAAAAUGGGAAGCACUAAUAUUUGUCAUUUUGUUUUCCUUGAAUAAUGCUUACCGGUCAUCAAAUUUAUUUUUAACAGAAGCAACCAGAGAUUCACCUUUUUGCUGCCAGAUUUAAGGAACUAAGUGGAGAUGUUAUGGAAGCUCGUACAGAGUAUCAGCUUCUGUAUUCUGAAAUUUCACCUGGUCUGUUGGAAGCUGUUGUUAAACAUGCAAACAUGGAAAAUCGACUGGGAGACAGAGAUGCUGCAUUUUCUAUAUAUGAGAAGGCUAUCGCUGCUGAACAGGAAAAAGGGCAGUCUCAAAUAUUGCCAAUGUUGCUUGUGCAGUAUUCGCGAUUUGUAUAUCUGGUUGUUGGUAAUGCAGAAAAGGCUAGGGAAAUUUUAGCUGGAUCUCUCGAGCAUAUUCAACCAUCCAAACCCCUUCUCGAGGCAAUCAUCCAUCUGGAGUCGAUCCAGCCAUCUCCGAAGCAUGCUGAUUAUUUGGAUUCAUUGGUGGAGAAGUUCAUCAUGCCCAAUCCUGAAAAUCCCAACAUGGGUAGCACCACUGACAGAGAAGAGAUAUCUAGCAUAUUUUUGGAG